UUGGGAAUUAGAUAUCGGUGUAGAAUAAUAAUAUUCUAAAAUUGGUGUUUAAAAGAGAAUACUUUUGCAAUAUGUGCAUAGAAACGGCCCCUCUAGUUAAAUCGAACAUUAACACAAGGCAAAUGCAACAAAGUAAAUCACUAGGGAUAUCACUUGAAUCGGCCAUGGAUCGAACAACGAAUGAAGAUCUACGCAUAAAGCGUGUUGCCGGAGGGUAUAUGGUUCAAUAUGUACCACUUUUUUCGCUGGAUGGAAGCCUGUUGUUUGUCAUUUAUGAAAGUUCUAUUCAAGCGUUCAGCGUGACCACCGGUGAUCUUGUACGCAGCUAUGAAUACAGAGCUAAUGAAAGUCCUCUAAUCGGUGUGGUAAUUGACCGUACUCAAGGAAAAUACAUCUAUGGCUGCACCAGAGACGGUUUCAUCAUUUCGUGGAAGAUAGAUUCGGGAUUGUUGAUCGAUAGAUCCGAGAUUGUGAAGGGUAAAUUUGUCGCCGAAUCUUUCCAUGUUCUUUACGACCCGAAUGGCGUUUCAUCGUUUCUAGUACUUGGGACAUCAACCAAAAAACUGUUUAUUCAAUACUGUCCACGCAAAAAGGUGGUUAUAGAAGUAAUCCGACCCGCAAUUCACGAAAACUUGAAGUACAAACGAAGUGGGGCUCCUAAGGAAAAUAACGACGCGAGUACCGUGCAGAUUAUUGCAGCACCAGGAGGCAACGGAUUGAACUUUUUCGCUUAUAUAGCCAAAGACAGAUGGUACUGGGUACAAUUGAAGCCGAGAACGUUUGUGGGCAGUAUGCCACAUUGCGGAGGAGGAGAACCAGUAGUGUUGACUUGCCAUCCGAAGGAAGCUAUUAUUGCAGUCGGAGACACAUUGGGCCGUGUUGUGCUUUACCGAAAUUUUCUGUCAAAAGACAAAACAAUUUUCGAAACAUAUCAUUGGCAUCCGCACCCAGUUAUAUGUUUGGCAUUUUCCAACAACGGCACGCAUUUUUACUCGGGUGGUCACGAGCGUGUGCUGGUGAAGUGGAGUGUUGGGCAAGAGGAGAAGGCGGAUCUGAUACCCCGUCUCACUGACAGCCUUUUGAACAUAGCGAUUUGUCCGGAAAAUGCUAAGGUAGUUUUAUGCACUGCAGAUAAUGGAAUACAAGUCAUGAAUGCUCUUCACAAACAAAUUGCAAAUGUUCAAAGUUUUUCCAAAAUAUCGGCGGAUGUACCUGGGGACGAACUGUUUCCGGCUGGUUUACAAGUAAACCCGCGUACCCAUGCCAUCAUUAUGAACGCCCGAGUUGGGUGUAUUCAGUUUUUCUCAACCCACACAAAAAGUUUGCUGCACACUUUGGACAUUGCUAUGCGCAAUUACAACACAAAAGAAGACCGGGACGUGAUCCACAACACAGUCGUUUCAAAUAUUUGUGUUAAUGCGCAUUGGUUGGCGACCGUGGAGAACUGGAACGAUAACCAUAACUCGAUUGAAACGCGUCUAAAGUUCUGGAAGUAUAACGAGUCUCGCCAAACGUAUUACCUUAAUACGAAUUUGGAAAAUGUUCAUCACGGAGCAGUAUAUGAUAUGGCGUUUUCCAGUACUUCUCGCGAACGAGACUUGCAGUGCGCCACCGCUGGCCAAGACCGUCGUAUUAAGCUGUGGUCCUUAGAAGAAGUUCAGACAACCAAUGGAGGUGAAAAAUUUGUGUGGGCAUGUUUUGGUUGCGUCCAGCAUCGUAAUCUACCAGUGCGGUCGGUCGCUUUUUCCCAGGAUUCUUCUCUGCUGGCCGGUGGAUUCGGAAAUGUUCUUUGCAUCUGGAACCCAGAUACGCUUAAGCUGAAAUGUGUUCUUUCCGCUCCUAGCGGUUACGACGGAUGUGUAAACAGAGCACUCAUGAUCUUUCCGGCCGAAACAUCACAAAAGGGCGCAAAAGGCAAUAAACUAAUUAACCACGACGCACGGAUGAAAAUUAUUGCUGAAAUCAUUGCGCUAACUAAUAGUAAAGGCAAAAGUUCUUUAUUCGAUGAUGUUACUGAAAAAUGCCAGAAACUACAGCGAAUCAGUCGUAUGAAUGCAAUCCGCGAUGAAAUAAUAGAGAGUGUUUCGGAAAAUAACAAAAAGUAUAUCGUACAAAAAAUCCAGAAAAACAGCAAGAUAAAUAUGUCGCAAAGAGCCGAACUUUUCUAUGCUCUCCGAACCACGUGUCGAACAAAUGAAGAAAUGAAGAUUCGCAUUCAAAAUAAGCUGCUAACAAGCCGUCGCUCAGUCCAUAAAGUUCAGCAAUAUCUACAGAAGAUAUGUGCUAAUAUGACCAACGCUGUACGGUUUCGUGCAGUCCGAAAGCAGCAAAACUUUUUGCGUCGACAAUUGCCUUCAACACCGUUAAAAAGUGCUAUAUCCAACAUUUUUUCUCAAAAAAACAUCGCAGAUCAAAGGAAGAUAUCGGAAAAAGAGAAAACUUCCCAAAAGGAUAUAAUGAAUGACAAGAAGAAAGUGAUAGAAAAUCCGAUAAGAAGUUUUUUGCAAAUUCAUAAUGUCUUCUUUUGCUACGGGCAGUUCUCCCAUUUGGUAGUGGUAAACACAGAAAAUCGACUCGUUGUAUGGAACCUACUAUCAUUGAAAAUUCAGGUAUCUGCUGCCAUUACGAUCGAUCGCAUCGCCUUCGAUCCUAUUACUAACUUGAUCGCUAGUUUCACCAAGGAUAAGGAGCUGUAUGUGUUUCUACCAAAUAUUCCGAUGCCCUUGUAUCAUAGGAGUAACAUGCCUAAAGUAUUUGGUGCUGUAUGGGUGCCUAGACGUUACCCAAGUUCGCAGUCUUUCAACGUUGACUGGCAGGCCACAUCGCAGCUUUUCUUCCUCAAUGAGAAACAGGAACUACUACAUCUCGUCUCCGACAACAAUGAAGAUACGCUAGCACCAGUCGAUAGUGAUGACGAAGAAAUCCUAGUAGCAGACGAGGGUGGAAAACAAUCGUCGGUAGGAUUAAAAACUCCUUUUGCAGCGAUGGUCGCUAAACAGGUGGUUGGAAGCAAUGUACAAAGAAUUUCUGAAGUACGUUCUGGAAAUAAUGCUGGAGUGGCGGGAAAAUCAGCUCUAAGAGAUAUUGUUGGUUCAUCUUCUCAUACAAUGGCUCCAGUAAAUUUAUUGUGUAGGGAUUUUCUGCGAUCGUUACUUAUCAGCGGGGAUAAUCGGGUAAAGGAAGGCAAUUUGCAAGACCAGCAGAGGCAGGGCACAUCCAACGCUGAUCCAACAGACAAAGCUGUCUUUUGUGAGAUCGGUAAUAAUUUUUUAAAUGCUACAAAUGAUCCUGCUGUUGAUUUUAGAAACGAAGAUGAAGUUAGUUCGAAUGAUAGCAUGAUUCAAUUAAAGCAAAAGAUUAAUACGCGUAAAGCAACUGCUGCUGCAGUUAGCCAAAUGAAGCAAAAUCAUAUAUCUAGAACUGCAAAUGUGUUAAGCAUGAAACUGAAAAAGUUGCCUGAUGAAUUAAUAGAAAUAUUUUUUUAAAUACCUCAGCGAUACACUUGAAAAAGUUUUAGUUUUAGCCCAAUCACUAUCGUAAAAGUCGUUGUGAAAAAUAAAAUGUCUUUCAUUUUUUGCAAUUUGAAAAAUGAACACGGCACACAACUGUUCAAAUGUUAUUCAAAUAAUGUUUUCCAUUCAAAUUUUCUAAACUUGCCUCGGGCUUCAAAUUGUGUAAAACUUAAUCUAUGGUAUUUCAAAUAAUAAAAAAACAGU
Anopheles coustani is the source of this 3716-nucleotide messenger RNA. RefSeq names its product WD repeat-containing protein 75. Gene Ontology annotation, molecular function: RNA binding; protein binding. Lineage: Eukaryota; Metazoa; Arthropoda; Insecta; Diptera; Culicidae. Gene Ontology annotation, biological process: positive regulation of transcription by RNA polymerase I; positive regulation of rRNA processing. The transcript is spliced from 5 exons. Gene Ontology annotation, cellular component: nucleolus. Bases 72 to 3485 code for a protein of 1137 amino acids. The record is from RefSeq and is a predicted model, not a curated record.